GUUCCUCACUCUCACGCAUGAUUCACGCUCAGUCAGCCAUAGAUAAAGACAAGUCAGUCAGCUUUCAAGUGUCAAAGUGAUAGUAACAACAAAGCUCGAAGACUAUUUCUGGCUUAACUGAAAAGUGUGUACCUGUGGUGUGGGCUAGAAUGGGCUUUACGUAUUAUUCCGACUGAAUAAUAGAGGCUCCAGGACUGUUCAUGUAUAGUCAUCACAAAGAGCUGCCGAUAGUAACGUUCAAAACCCGGUUAAAAGUGUUUGCCAGUGCGAUUAUCGAUCUCAACCCAACAAUUUACUAAAGUUGACUGGAUUAUCCAACAAACAACAGGAUGAAGCUAUCAAGGGACUUCGCCAAUAAGUCAGCUUGCCUUUCCAUCACCCUCAGCAGCCGCAUUAAGCAUAUUCUACAUUGUACACUUUUCGUUACUGUGCUGUGUCUAUUCCAGUACUUUUCCAGUGUUCUUAAAGUGCCUGAUGAUCCAGCUGAAGAAGACAACCCCUGGAUUCAGUAUGGAGUAUUCGGAACCUGUACACUGUAUGCCCUGAGAUUUGUAACUUUCCUCUCAUUACCUCAAGUGAUUUUCAACGUCAUUGGUUUAACGUUCUAUAAUUGUUUCCCUGAUAAAGUCACCUUGAAGGGCUCUCCUUUACUAGCCCCAUAUGUAUGUAUCCGAGUGGUCACAAGAGGCGACUAUCCAGAGCUAGUAAAAAACAACGUCAACCGCAAUAUGAAUAAGUGCAUAGACUCAGGCUUGGAGAAUUUUUUAAUCGAAGUUGUCACCGAUAAACCCAUAGGUUUAGAGCCCCAAAGAAAGGUCCGAGAGCUGGUUGUUCCUACAGACUAUCAAACAACAACAGGGGCGUUAUUUAAGGCGAGAGCGCUUCAGUAUUGUUUGGAAGACAAAGUGAACAUUCUCAACGACAACGACUGGAUUGUUCAUUUAGAUGAAGAAACGCUUCUAACCGAAAAUUCCGUUCGCGGGAUUUUGAACUUUGUUAUGGACGGAAAGCACCACAUUGGUCAAGGACUUAUCACCUAUGCCAAUGAAGAAGUGGUGAACUGGAUUACCACUUUAGCCGACAGUUUUCGCGUGUCUGAUGACAUGGGAAAGCUGAGGGCUCAGUUUUACUGGUUCCAUAAGCCGUUGUUCAGUUUCAAAGGAUCUUUUGUCGUUACCCAAGUAGCAGCUGAAAGAGCAGUUUCAUUCGAUAACGGGCGCGAUGGUUCUAUCGCUGAAGACUGUUAUUUCGCAAUGAAAGCCUACAGCAUGGGAUACAGUUUUAACUUUAUCGAAGGUGAUAUGUGGGAGAAAUCCCCAUUCACCCUCAUGGAUUUCAUCCAACAACGGAAGCGAUGGAUCCAAGGUAUCCUCCUGGUAGUCCACUCCAAAGCCAUACCGUUAAGGUACAAGUGGUUGCUUGGAUGUGCGUGCUACAGCUGGGUAACAUUGCCUCUUUCAGUAAGCAAUAUUUUAUUAGCGGCUUGGUUUCCCAUACCAUGCCCAGCAAUAAUGGAUUUUACGGUAGUUUUUAUCGGGGGCGUCAAUAUUUACAUGUUCAUUUUUGGCGUUCUCAAGUCAUUCAAUGUGUAUAGAUUCGGGUUUCUUAAGUUGUGCCUGUGUCUGAUGAGUGCGGUGGCUGUGCUACCGUUUAAUUUAAUUAUAGAAAAUAUCGCGGUGCUUUGGGGCUAUUUUGGCAACAAGCACAAAUUCUAUGUGGUGAAUAAGAAUAUUGGCAAUCCUAUCACUGUUUAAGGUGUGAGGAUUUAUUUUGUCUGUGAUAGUUAAAUUAGAUCACGAUCUCAAGCUAUCUUUAAAUGUUUUGUUUUUUUAAUGUUGACUUCUUCACCUGAUGAACUCAAUAAUGACACUCUCGGAAUCUUGAAUCGUGCAACACAAUAAGGCUUUAAAAACGUGUUGAAUUUUGUGAAUUAAAAUACUAAUAGACGCGACAUUUUUUAAAGGGUUGCUAAACGAAAAUCAUUUUCAACCGAAAAACCUGAAAUUUUAAACCGUUUGCUUCAAAAAAUGAUUAAAAAUAACGCCUAUUAUGACGAUAAUUAGUGCUAAUUGAUCAUAAAGAAUACAAUGGGACCACAAAAGUAACUGGUUUCCGAAAAGAUGCAAACUAAUAACAAACAUAACAACAUGCUUUACACAUAUGGGAAUUUUAAAUGACAAUGCUUUUAGCAAUACCUUUUACAUUGGUUUUCCAAACACUGAAUGAUGGACUUUUCAUGUACAUGUUUCCGGUUUUCACUAAUCGUCUAUGUAAAUGUGGCGUACGGCUAUUUUUUAUUGCUCAUUGUAUGCUUGGUUCAUUAUCUAGUCAAUUAAUCAAGUAUUGUUGAUAUAACAAUACAGCUCAUUAUCAGCCACAUAUCCACGAAAGAAGUGAGUUGUUUAAUCUAAAAAAUCUAGUGUUUUAAAAUACUGCAAUACAUAGAUUGAUUUUAUAGCGUAAAAAAUGGAAAUCAUCAAGUGUGUUUGGUCUAUUUAUAGUUUAUCUGAAUAUGUUUGCAAAAAUUAAAAGUAGAACGUUAGUAGCUCAGAUUAAAACCCACCAAAAAAGACGUAGAUAGAACGAAUUAAAGCUAUUGGUACUUGAAUAUGAUUCUUAGCAAUAUUUAACCUUAAGCAUUAAAUGUACAUUAUUCAGCUAAUCGUUCAAAUAAAACGGGUGGUGCUUCAAAGUGCAUAUCUAUAGCGAAUUUAUAAAAAUUCAGUGAUGAUUCUAUGUUAGUCCCACCCAUUUCACCCACAACGAUUAAUACUACUUCUCACUUGUAAAAAGUAUUACUAUUUUAAAUCAGCUGUAUGAGAACCGAAUACAAACCUGCUAAUCGACCAAUAUAAUUUGAAUAUAUACAAUCAAUUAUUGUGUUCAAGCCCAACAACAUAUGUAUUGGAAUGUUCACGCUGUUUUAUGAUUUCACUGUAAAUAAUUUAGCUGUAAGGAUUCGUAACGCAGACAACCAAAAUAUAUCUAAAUUUAAGUAAGCUGUUUUUCUCAACUGUGUUUAGCACUUAGGAAUUUAGGAAGAAAAAUUUGACUGAUUAGUAGCAUACAUCUUAAACUUAGGCUUAUUUAAAUCAAUAUUAAUUAAUUAACGAGCACUGAUUGUGAGCGUGUAUGUUGCCGCUUACUUUGCAAUAACUUGGUUAGUAAUACUUGUAAAUAUCAACUGUGUAGCAAACUCCCCAAGGGGACUGACAUCACUAUUACUGUGAUAAUUAAAGUAACUUAAUAAUUAUAACAUGCUAGGCAAUACUACACUUUAUAGUAGGUUUGGUCAAAUUUUUCUUGAAGAUUUUCAUCCACUUUCGCACCUGUAGAUUUGUGCUUAGAUUAGAAAUACAUGUCACUACUAGAGCAAACCUAUUUAAAUCUGAAUUUUUAAAUAAAUCAAACAUUUGACAAGGACCUGCUGAAGAGGAUUUUUUUGUACUCAUCUCAACUGCUGUUCUAGUGUUUGAAAAGCAUUCUAUCAAUUAUAUACCUGUUUUACAAUUUACAUAUUUUAUGCUCUUUAUGUACAUAUUGCAACAUUAUAACUUUAGUUACUUCUUCAGACAAUUUCUUCAUUAAGGCCAGUUUGAAUAUAUCGUUACGAGUAAUAAAUUAUUCGAAUAUGUA
This is a messenger RNA of Dendroctonus ponderosae (mountain pine beetle), 3636 nucleotides long. Its product is annotated as beta-1,4-mannosyltransferase egh. Gene Ontology annotation, cellular component: cytoplasm. Lineage: Eukaryota; Metazoa; Arthropoda; Insecta; Coleoptera; Curculionidae. The record is from RefSeq and is a predicted model, not a curated record. Bases 330 to 1754 code for a protein of 474 amino acids. The transcript has 3 exons. Gene Ontology annotation, molecular function: beta-1,4-mannosyltransferase activity.